Messenger RNA from Cynocephalus volans (Philippine flying lemur), 591 nucleotides. RefSeq names its product interleukin 33 (gene IL33). Gene Ontology annotation, molecular function: cytokine activity. NCBI's taxonomy places the organism in Eukaryota, Metazoa, Chordata, Mammalia, Dermoptera, Cynocephalidae. Gene Ontology annotation, biological process: positive regulation of cytokine production; positive regulation of inflammatory response. The transcript has 5 exons. Bases 25 to 591 code for a protein of 188 amino acids. The record is from RefSeq and is a predicted model, not a curated record.
CAGGAGGCCAAAGAAGUUUGCCACAUGUACUUUAUGAAGCUACGCUCAGGCCUUACCAUAGAAAAGAAGGCCUGUUACGUCAGGGAAAAAACCACCAAAAGGUCUUCACUAAAAACAGGUAAGGAGAACUAUACAGAAUCUGCUGCUUCCCUGAGCACAUACAACGAUCAGUCCAUUACUUUUGUUUUGGGAAAUGAAGGUUAUGAGAUACAUGUUGAUGACUUGGGAAAAGACCAUGAGAAAGAAAAGGUGUUACUGCGUUACUACGAGUCUCAAUACCCUUCAAGUGAAUCAGGUGAUGGUGUUGAUGGUUUUAAGUUAAUGGUAAACCUGAGUCCUACAAAAGACAUCUGGCUGCAGGCUAACAAUGAGGAGCACUCUGUGGAGCUCCAAAAGUACGAAAAACUGUUGCCAGACCAGGCCUUCUUUGUCCUUCAUAAGAAGCCCAUGAAAUGUGUUUCAUUUGAAUGUAAGAGCAAUCCUGGAACAUUUAUAGGUAUAAAGGAUAAUCAGCUUGCUCUAAUUAAAGUAGACUAUCCUGAGAAUUUGUGUAGUGAGAAUAUCAUGUUUAAGCUCUCUGAAACAAUGUGA